GGUAGUGUCAGUCGUGCGGUGCUUCUCGACGGUGUUAUACAAGUUUCCUAUGUUAAAGAAAGAACUAAAAUAAUAAUAAUAAUAAUAAUAUAAAGUUUUUGUGAAGUAUUCGAGGAUACAAAUUUUAACGACAUGAAUGAUCAAACCCAUUGAUAGUUGAAUAAAUAUAAAUAAAAUAAAAUAAAAUAAAAUCAGCGUCUAAUAUUUGAACGGAAUAAUUUGGUUGUUGUAUUUUGUUUGUUUUUUAUAUAUAAUAAUAUUAUUUAUUAUACUUGUUGGGAUAAAAUGAAAGUACGAACUCGCGAUUGAAAAUUAUUAUUUUUAUUAUUAUUAUUAUUAAAAGAAAAAGAAGAGUAGGGGGGUGGUGGUAGUAGUUUUGUAACAGUGAACACCAUGGUGGAUAAAUUGCACGAAUACGAAGGUUUUGCUGGUAGAAUUCACAAUGUUCGUGAUAAAGUCAAAGAGAGAUGGGACGUAUUUAAAGAAUGGAAAAACGGUGUACCGUUGGAUCAAGGAUUACCAGGUGUUUUGAAUCAUCUUCGUGGUCCUCCUAAAUUAGAAAGAACGUUAGACGAUUAUGCUCAUAUUUACAGAAAAAAAACACGACGAGAAUUGAUAAGGGUAUCGGCGGCCGUCAUGGGAAUCGAAUUUUCUUAUGCAGCUGAGACUGCAUUCGUUUCACCAACGUUAUUGAAAAUCGGUGUGGAUCAUCAACACAUGACCUUGGUUUGGGCUUUAAGCCCACUAGUCGGUUUCUUCGUAACACCAAUCUUAGGUAGCGUGAGCGAUCGUUGCAGAUUAAAAUACGGCAGAAGACGACCAUUCAUACUUUUGUUAGCAAUCGGAGUUUUAAUAGGUUUAAUUUUGGUACCUAACGGCGAGGAUAUGGGUUAUGCUUUCGGUGAUAUUCCAUCAUGGAGCAAUCAAACAAUCCCAUUAAGUCAUAGAACUACGGCAAAAUUAUCUAAAGAUGAUUCAUCUACGAUUAAACCAUCCUCACAUUCAUGGGGUAUAUUUUUUACGAUUUUGGGAACGGUUCUUCUUGAUUUUGACGCUGAUGCUUGUCAAAGCCCAGCCAGAGCUUAUCUUCUUGACGUUACUAUACCUGAGGACCAUGCCAAAGGAUUAAGUACGUUCACCAUAAUGGCAGGACUCGGUGGUUUUAUGGGAUACGGAUUAGGUGGUAUCAAUUGGGAUGCUACUGCAAUUGGUGUUAUGUUAGGUGGACACGUUCACGCUACUUUCACAUUGAUAACUAUUAUUUUUAUAAUAUGCGUUGCUUGUACUAUCACGAGUUUCAAAGAGAUUCCAUUGGAGGUACUUGAAAGGGAUCAAUAUCAACAAAUUCAAGAAGAAAAGACCGUAGAAUCAAUGGGAAACGAAUAUGAUAAAAUAACUAACGAAGAAUGUACUUCAUACGGAGCUGUUGAUAACGAACAAGAUAUUAACGUGAACAAAAAUGAUGAAUUCGUUUUAAAACCACUACCGGUACAAGAAUCAAUCAAAAGACCUGGUGAAGCACCGAUGAUACCUGAUAUACUCACCACCACCACCACCACUACUACUCAAGACCCUAAUCAAACGACAUAUGAAAUAACUGAUGUUCAAUCUGAUCCUAAAGUAUCAUUAAGAGAAUAUCUUCUUUCUAUCGUUUAUAUGCCUCAUAGUCUUCGAAUGGUUUGUUUGACCAAUCUUUUCUGUUGGAUGGCACACGUAUGCUAUUCUUUAUAUUUCACCGAUUUCGUUGGCGAAGCUGUUUACGGUGGUAAUCCUCAGGCUCCUGAUGGUACGAAAGAACGAGAAUUAUACGAAAGUGGUGUUCGUUUUGGAUGUUGGGGAAUGUCAAUGUAUUCUUUAUCUUGUUCGUGUUAUUCGUUGAUCAUUGAAAAAUUAAUAAAACGUUAUAAAGCACGUAAAGUAUAUAUUUGUGGCCUAUUGUUUUACAGUACGGGAAUGAUGUUAAUGGCAAUAGUAAAACAUCCUGCUGGUGUUAUAAUAUUUUCUUGGACAGCUGGUGUGAUGUAUUCAACAUUGUUUACCAUGCCUUAUUUAUUAGUUGCACAUUAUCAUGCUUCCUCGACGUUCGAAGUUACGUUCGAAGGAGAAGCUAUACAAAGUGGUACCGUUCGUGGUCUUGGUACUGACAUAGCAAUUGUAUCUUCCAUGGUCUUCUUAGCACAGUUUUUUCUUUCUUGUUGUCUUGGAACUAUAGUUAGUGUGUCUGGUACAACAACAGCGGUUGUAUGCGUUGCAAGCACUUUAGCAGCCUGUGGUGCUAUUUCAGCUACUCAAAUAAUGUACCUGGAUCUUUAAAAAUAAUAAUCAAAUACAAUAACAAUAGAAUCAAAUUUAAAAAAAAA
This is a messenger RNA of Polistes dominula (European paper wasp), 2360 nucleotides long. It is a transcript of the gene lovit, whose product is annotated as loss of visual transmission. Gene Ontology annotation, cellular component: membrane. Lineage: Eukaryota; Metazoa; Arthropoda; Insecta; Hymenoptera; Vespidae. The record is from RefSeq and is a predicted model, not a curated record. Gene Ontology annotation, molecular function: sucrose:proton symporter activity.